AUGUCGGACUUGGUUGGAAGCAGGCAUUUCGGAGAAGUGCAAGGAGCUCUCUAUACUGUUGAAUUUCAAAAACGAAGUUUACCUCAUGCUCAUAUAUUGCUGUGGUUUAAACCUGAGGAUAAGCCAAGAUCCGCAACACAUAUUGAUUCAAUUAUAUCUGCAGAAAUUCCAAACCCAAAUGAAAACAAGGAUGCAUUUGAUGCACUAUGCCAGUAUAUGCUCCACGGUUCAUGCGGACAUGCAAAACCUGACUCUACAUGUAUGCGCGGAAAAAAAUGCACAAAAAAAUUCCCAAAGAAAUAUAGCAGCAAAACAUAUGUUGAUGAUACGGGAUUCGUAAUUUAUAAGCGACGACAUGCAUAUUGGGGACCACAAAAGGACGGAAUCAAGUUAGAUGCAGGAUGGGUUGUGCCAUACAAUCUAGACUUGAUAAUGAGAUAUGAUGCACACAUCAACGUGGAAAUCUGCAACUGUAGGGGUAUGACUAUUAAAUAUUUGUUCAAGUACAUCCACAAAGGAAAGGACAUGAUAACUGCAAUUGUUGCAGUAUUUCCACCUGGUAACAAAAAUUCAGACAACCAGGGUGCAAAUGACAAAAAUCCAAACAACAAUGGUGUUGUGGAAGAAACACAAAAGACAAGUAAGGACGGGGUCAAUACAUAUCUCGAGGGCCGAUACCUAUCAAGAUGUGAAUGUAUAUGGAGGACACUUGGUUUUGAAAUUCAUUACCGAAACCCAAGUGUGGAGAGGUUGUCAUUACAUCUCGAAGGGGAACAGUUAGUGUACCACAACGAUACCGAUGAUUUGAGAGAUGUUCUAGACAAGGCAGAUCCGGAUGCAUCAAAAUUCAUUCAAUGGAUGCAAGCUAAUAGAGAUCAUGAAGAUGCAAGACAAUGGACAUACGUAGAGUUUCCUAAGCAUUGGAGAUGGGACCAAGCGAAAAAACAUGGAAAUGGGUGGAACGAUUCAGUUACAUUCAAAGACGCCUGUUUGGCACUAGGAUUGUUGGAAGAUGACGGUGAAUGGCACAUAGCCAUUCAGGAAGCAGCAGAAACACAUACAGGCAAGAGGUUACGUGAAUUGUUUGCUAUGAUCUUACUGAAUUGCAAAGUAACAGAACCCAAAAAACUAUGGCAUGAUAAUUGGGAUCUUUUAGCAGAAGACAUCAAGUACGAACAAAUAAAGUUUUAUGGAGAUUCAGCACGAACACUAGCCAAUGAAGUCUUGCAAAACUAUACACUACAGGAAAUUGAGAAGAUUUUCUGGAAACAUAAUCGAACUUUAAGGGAGGAUGAAUUUUCGGGUAUACCAUACCCAGACAUGUCUGAAUUAGAUAUUCCUAAAAACACCCUUAUUCAUGAAGAACUAAACUAUGACAGAGAUAUUCUACUGGCAGAGGCAGAGGAUUUGAAGAACGUCAGUAGAACAGAAUGA
Molecule: messenger RNA, 1434 nt
Organism: Papaver somniferum (opium poppy)
Lineage: Eukaryota; Viridiplantae; Streptophyta; Magnoliopsida; Ranunculales; Papaveraceae
Exons: 4
Coding region: 1-1434 (477 amino acids)
Source: RefSeq, a predicted model, not a curated record